UGAUCAACCCCUUUUUCCUCUCCUUGGAAAGAAUGGUUCUUGCCUUUCUAAGCUCUAUUGUUUACAAAUACAUAAGCUCAUGGAGGUGUUCUUAUGUAAUGUAUGCAGGAGUAUGGACAGCUCUUUUGACAGUAACCGUGGCAGUGGCGGCUUUGACACCCGAAACGACGUUUAUAUGGGCUAUAACUCCGUCAUCGGCGUUUUCUACGGUGUGCAACUCCGACGACAGUUUUCGGGUUCCGGUGGAUCUUCCGUCGAACGUAGUGUGCUUGCCUUCUAAGCUCUUUCAACGCUCUAAGAUUGAUCUUUUGGUGCCUCCUAUUUUUGCUGCUCUUGUGGUUGCUACUUCUGCUUGUGUUGUUAGAAGUUUUGGGUUGUGAUCAGAGGCGGAUUUAAGAUUUUAACUUUGAGGCGGAAGGAUUAUAAUAUAGUUGUUUUAUGUAUAGAGGUUGAUUUGAGUACUUUUGGAUUCUCUAUUGUAUUAUUAAUUGUUUGUUUUCUUUGUUUUUUAACUUUUUAGUCAUUUCCCAUUAAAUAUCUUAACAUUUUUCUUGUUUUUGAUUUAAGUUAUGGCACUCCAAGCCCCUUUGUGGGUCCACCAAUAGUUUGCUUUAGAUUGAUAUAGUGUUUUCAAUAUCAU
This is a messenger RNA of Amaranthus tricolor (Joseph's coat), 640 nucleotides long. RefSeq lists its product as uncharacterized. Lineage: Eukaryota; Viridiplantae; Streptophyta; Magnoliopsida; Caryophyllales; Amaranthaceae. The record is from RefSeq and is a predicted model, not a curated record. The coding region runs from base 33 to 380 and encodes 115 amino acids. The transcript has a single exon.